Messenger RNA from Nestor notabilis (Kea), 647 nucleotides. Its product is annotated as vitamin K-dependent protein S-like. Gene Ontology annotation, molecular function: calcium ion binding. The record is from RefSeq and is a predicted model, not a curated record. The transcript is spliced from 6 exons. The annotation marks the transcript as partial. Lineage: Eukaryota; Metazoa; Chordata; Aves; Psittaciformes; Psittacidae.
AUGGUCAUCCAUACAAUAAGUCAAAUCCUAGAAGAAAUUUCAAACCAGUGUAGCCCUCUGCCAUGCCAUAAAGAUGGAUAUAAGGAUUGCAUAGAUGGACAAGCCCAAUACAUGUGUGUCUGUAAACCGGGAUGGCAAGGAGAGAAAUGUGAAGAAGAUAUAAAUGAAUGUGAUGACUUAAAUGGAGGUUGUAGCCAACGCUGUUCUAAUUUACCUGGAAGCUACCGUUGUUUAUGUGAAGAUGGCUACUUCAUGCAUUCAAAUAAACGAGAUUGUGGAGAUAUAAACGAAUGUCUGUUACACCCAAACAUCUGUGGGACUGCCACCUGUAAAAACACCCUGGGGAAAUAUGAAUGUGAAUGUCCAGAAGGCUACACAUACAAUGCAACAUCCAAGAACUGUGAAGAUAUUGAUGAAUGUGCUGAAAAUGUUUGUGCUCAACUCUGUGUAAACUCUCCAGGAAGUUAUAGCUGCUAUUGUGAUGGCAAAAAAGGGUUCAAGCUCUCUAAGGACAUGAAGAAUUGCGAGGCUGUUACUGCGUGUAUCCCAGUGAACCUUGAAAAGAAUUAUGAACUGCUUUACCUGGCAGAGCAAUUUAUAGGAAUUCCCGUUCUGUACUUAAAGUUUAAGCUGCCAAAUGUCACAAG